GGCAUUGUCGCAUAGGAGCAUAAACUUUCACCUGCGCUCGACGCUUUCGUACCCAAUGGACGCAACCCCCGACGAGCUCGCCUCACGCUUCCCCUGGCCCACGCCGCCGCAUCCUGCAGUCGUGCCCGCGCCGAUACGCCACGCAGGCUGGAGCAGCGAGAGCACAGAGGCGGUGCUCACCGACCUCAAAGAAAACCACCAGCGGUGGCACAUCUUUUUCAACGAGAAGCACUUCCACAACCAUGCAGCGCACCACCUGCUUGCCAUAUAUGCCUUGGGCGCACCUGCGAGCCUGCUGAAUGCCGCGUACCACACACAUGUUGUGUAUCAGAAGCCGGCGUUCCCACCGCCCGAGACCGACGAGGCACGAAAGGCGAGGGAAGCCGUCGCCAAGGUGGUCAUCGACGACACGAACUGGAAAGACUAUCUGGGAGACGACCGGUAUUACCAAGCCUACGUCUCGUUCUUCUCCAGCAAGCUUCUGGACAAAGCGGCCGGCAAGAACGCGAUCCAGCGUGUGCUCGAAGACUACGUCUUCUCCGUCGACGCGAACCUGACACCCGGAAAGAGCGCAAACGGCCAGAAGCCCCUCGUCCUCGCCCGUUUCCUCGGCGGCUUUUUGCAUCCGCUCAUCCACGCAGGUUAUGGCGCAGAGUUCGGCUUGCCUGGACUCAUAGCAGAGGGCAUCUCUGAGGCUGCGGUGCAAACAAACGAAGCCGACGCGCUAUUCACACCUGAGCUCUUCGGCGCCGCCACCGGCGCCACAGGUCUGGCCUCUAGGAUCGCAUCUCUAGCUUUCUCGUCUGCUGCGCCCAGCAGUGAAGUACAUGCUCUCGGAAUCCUCGCGAGGGUCGCAAAGGACCCCGCGUUCGCGCCGCACAAUGUCGGGCUGCCCGUGCCGCCGGACGCGGACGAGAAGAGCGUGGAUCGCGUUGUGCGCGUCGGCGGGACGAACCUCGUUGAGUAUCUCACCAGCUGGUUCGGGACUGUCAACGAGGACGCGGCGACGCUCCGCGCAAAGUUUGAGGAGGUCGUGUGGAUGAAUACAGUCGUGUACGGUGUUGGGGGAUGGGCCGGACGCGAGCUGGGCGAGGAUGAGAACAAAGAGUUCAAUGGUGAUUUCUUCCUGAUGCACCUUGUCACGUCUGCUCUACUCACCUCUUCACUCUUGAACAUAUUGACACCCAAGUCCGCGGCGCUACUCCUCAAGACCUACUUUGCCUUCAGCGUCGUCCUCUACGUCGCGCGCGGCCGUCCUUCGCUGCCGAUCGACGCGUUCUACGCGCACACCACCGCGCACCCGCACCCGUCGGGGCCAAUGCCGACGCCUGACAAGGACACGCUCCCGCCGGACGAGCAGCGCGUACAGCUGACGCCGAGCUCGUGGCUCGCGAUCGUGCAGACGACGCUCGGGCACCCGAACGAGCACCUCUGCAAGGCGCAGCGGGCGCUGUACCACUUUGCCGAGUGGCUCGGCGGCACCCGUGCCCACGCCUUCGCCGGCCUGUCCUCUUCCGACCUGAGCAGCAUCGACAGCGGCGCCGGCGGGGGGCUCACGGGCGCGGAGGUGCUCGACGGCACGCUCUUCCUGCGCGCGGCCGGGCUCACGGCUGGCCGGCUUGGCUGGAUGCGUGAGGGCGAGAAGGGGCGCGGGUGGGACGCGAAGGGGUUCUUCCCAAGCGAGGAGGACGAGAGGGAGGCGAGACAGGAGCAGGAGAGAUUCCACAGGUUUAAAGGGGCGGGCGGGAUGAUGUACCAUGUACGGUGAGCGAUAAGCACGACAUCGGACGACUGGUUUGAGUCUGGAAUUGUAUUUGUACGUACGUAACCC
Molecule: messenger RNA, 1831 nt
Organism: Phanerochaete carnosa HHB-10118-sp
Lineage: Eukaryota; Fungi; Basidiomycota; Agaricomycetes; Polyporales; Phanerochaetaceae
Exons: 5
Coding region: 56-1768 (570 amino acids)
Molecular function (GO): oxidoreductase activity
Source: RefSeq, a predicted model, not a curated record